UAGUAUUUUUUUUAUAUUUCAACGCGUUUUAUUCAUAUCUUAGUCUUGAAAAUUUUAUGUCAAUGAUACAAUGUCUCUUACACGCAUUUUAAACCUUACAGUAUCCUUAUAUUAGUACAUAUUAUCUUUUUAUACGUACCUUGAUAUCUUUAUAUAUAUGUAUAUAUAUAAUAUAUAUAUAUAUACAUAUACCUUACAUAAAACAAUUUGUGAAUGUAGUAAAUACAAGAGUUAUAUAUUAUAUUAAGGAUUUAUAUAUUAUACUUUUGAUGAAAAUUUAUCACUGGUAACAAUUUUUACUUUUAGUUGAGUUUUCUCUGAAUACUUAUGAUAUUUAAUGAAUAAUAGCAUAAAAUAAACUUCCAUAUAUUUUAUGGCCGAACAAUUAGUUUCGUGAUUCCAAAUUCUUUAAUAAAUUUAAUAGUAACUAAGUUUUAUAAGAGUAGUAAGUUAUAUUAAAUUUAAUAAAUUUAAUAGAAUGUACACCAAUAAGUUAACUUAAUUGAAAAAUUCUCAUUUUCUUUUUCUUCAGUAUAAUUUUAGAUCUUGAUUUUAUCUGAACAAAAUUCUAAAGAUGUCUCUAUCAAAUGAUAUAGUUGUUCGAUCGAAGAGUUAUCAACUUCUAUAAUUUCAUCAAGUUUGAAAAACAGAUAUUUGACGAAAUAAUUCUCGAUAAGAGGAUCGACGUGCGUACAGAAUAAUACACGAUAAGACCGGUGAGAGAAAAGAACCGGCUAACACUAUUCAGCGACUAUAAUCAUUGUCUGAAUAAACAAUAGUUUAGUUAUUGUAAUCUGCGAUGUGUUUAGGUAAGCUUACCUAAUUUGCUUAUCGACGUUCUCUACGAAUGUGCACUUCGCAUGUGAACUUCGCACAUCCUAUUAUAUUUUGUUUUCUGUACAUUUACGAAGUGAACAGGUGCUCAUUCAGAGAUGCCGCUGAAUCACAUCAAUUGGCCUUUGUUGACAGCAAUAGUCUGUCCUAACAUCGGUGUUUUCAUCGCCAGCUAUAUGCUUCAAAAGAAUAUUGAAUGGUUUAAGUCGCUGAAUAAGCCGAAAUAUACCCUGCCAAAUUGGCUAUUCCCACCCGGGUGGAUCAUCACCUACUGUACAAUGGGCUACUCGUCGUAUCUUGUAUGGCGUGAUGGGGGUAGUUUCGAGGAAGUAGCCGUACCGUUCGGCGUUUACGGUCUCAAUCUAAUCCUUAACUGGUCGUGGACGCCGUUAUUCUUCGAAGUUCGCAAAAUAAAAUGGUCUCUUUAUCAUAUUGUGGCGUUGUGGGUCAGCACAGCGGCGCUCGGGAUCGUAUUCUACUCCAUCAAUCCUACAGCCGGCUAUCUUAUCAUCCCUAAUGUCGUGUGGAACUCUUACAUCGUGGUGUAUAGUUACGGUAUCUAUCGGGACAACAAACAGCUUCUCGCUGUUGAGAAAGCGGAGGAAAAGAAGAUCCUGGAAAAAUUUCUACAAAAUCUUAAAAUUUAAAAAUAUUAUUACAACAAAAUACAAAAAAUUACGUAAUAAUUUACA
Molecule: messenger RNA, 1526 nt
Organism: Monomorium pharaonis (pharaoh ant)
Lineage: Eukaryota; Metazoa; Arthropoda; Insecta; Hymenoptera; Formicidae
Product: translocator protein
Exons: 3
Coding region: 933-1481 (182 amino acids)
Cellular component (GO): mitochondrial outer membrane
Source: RefSeq, a predicted model, not a curated record